CCCAAAUUUCCCAUCUCUUCGAAAAGCCAAAGCCGUAAACGGUCACCCACACGCAAGCACUGUCACCGGCUGUCACCGGUACCUUACCCCAUUUCAACUUGCCGUUUUUAAAACCUCCAAAAAACCGUCCUUCUCUGCUCAGUGCACUGUCUCCGCUCCACGCCCGCCUCUGUUUCUCCUCUCUGCUCCUCAACCCAAUUUCCUUUCUAUUCUCACAAAUUUUUUUGACCAUUUUACCCUCCAUUCUCCCCCUAAUUUCCUCUCACCACAGUAAUCCAAAAAGCUUUCGCCCAUAUUAAGUAAUGAAUCCAUUGUAAACAGAACUUUGGCUUAACCCGUCGUCGUUUUAGAGCUCCAGUCAAACACGGAAGGCUAGAACAGCGCCUUUUUUUCAAGUGCUACACUUUGUACAGCAAUGUCUGUGGCCACUAAGCUUCAAUUAUCCGCUAAACCGGUUUCGGAGCCCCGAGCUAUUCUCGGUCUGGCGGGGAAUAGACUUAGGGUUUCCGAAGAACUGAAACGGAAGGCCGAGAACACGAAAAGGCCACAGCGGCUGCGAAAUCGUGCCUCCGAAAUUCCAGAACCAGCCGUACGGAACAAUGUCUCGGUCGACAGCUCGUGCUCUUCGGAUUCUUCUUCGAGCGGUUCCUCAGCGAAGAAAACGGUGAAUUCUCGGAUGGUGAGGCGCAACGGGUUUGGGCCCGUGAAGGUUGCCCCGGACGGCGCGGAGGCCGUGGCGUUUUCUUCCCCGAAGAUUUUGGGCCCGCCGAAACGAUGCGAUUGGAUAACAGCUCACUCUGACCCAAGUUAUACUAUUUUCCAUGAUGAGGAAUGGGGGGUUCCAGUUUAUGAGGAUAGGAAGUUGUUUGAGCUACUUGUCUUUUCACAAGCAUUAGCAGAACUAAGCUGGCCAGCAAUUCUUAAUAAGAGAGACAUAUUCAGGAAACUUUUUGACAGUUUUGAGCCAUCAUCCAUUGCACAGUUUACUGAGAAGAAGUUGAUGUCCCUGAAAGUAAAUGGCAUCCCGUUGCUCUCUGAACCAAAGCUUCGUGCGGUUGUAGAGAAUGCUAAACAAGUGCUUAAGGUUCAGCAGGAGUUUGGUUCCCUAAGUAACUAUUGCUGGAGCUUUGUGAACCACAAGCCAAUAAGAAAUGGAUUUCGUUAUGCACGUCAAGUACCAGCUAAGACACCUAAAGCGGAACUCAUAAGCAAGGAUUUGAUGCAGAGAGGCUUCCGUUGUGUUGGGCCAACUGUUGUUUAUUCAUUCAUGCAGGUCGCUGGAAUUGUCAACGAUCAUCUCUUGACAUGCUUUAGACACCAGGAGUGCAAUUCAAAUAUGAAGAAGGAUUUGAAUCCCAAGAUUGAGGAGACUAAGGAAAUAAAUGAAGCUCUCGAGAAUACAUGCUUAUCUCAGGAAUGAAUUGGAUAGAAAUCUCUAGCAAUUUUGCUGACCGAAUUGCUAGUUACUGGGGAUCUGGGUCCGCCUAAGCCAUAAUUUGUUCCUUACUAAUCACACAAAUCAAAAUAAGUAGGAUAUUUGUUGUUAGAGAGGUGAAGAGUAAAGGUCUGUAGCAAGUAUUGUUUUACAUUUUCCUACAUCUACAUAGACUACAUGGGUCUUGUAGCACGCAUCCUUCAUCUGCUUGUGUGUCGUUUAACCUAACCUUAAAAGUAUGUUCUUGCUGUUUGACACUAAAUGUUCCAAUGUAAAAUUCCACACGCGUGUUUUUCUCA
Molecule: messenger RNA, 1734 nt
Organism: Corylus avellana
Lineage: Eukaryota; Viridiplantae; Streptophyta; Magnoliopsida; Fagales; Betulaceae
Product: DNA glycosylase superfamily protein
Biological process (GO): base-excision repair
Molecular function (GO): DNA-3-methyladenine glycosylase activity
Source: RefSeq, a predicted model, not a curated record